AUGGGCCCCAGAGCGGGGGUCAUGCUCCACCCUGUGUGGGGACUGCUGGGCUGCUGUUUCCUCUGCAGCUGGGCUCUGGGGUGUCCGCGGCCCCUCCGCUCUGGGCCACCUCUGUCCUCCCAUUUCCAACCGGGGUCUGGGCCCCUGUGGGUGCCCCGAGAGGGAGCCGAGGCAGCCCUGGCUUUUCUCUACUCUGGAGACACCCGACAGCUGUCGGGGGCUAAUUGCAGUGAACGCUACGAAGCCCAGGGUGCAGAAGCCAGCCCAGGGCUCCCCCCAGUCCUAUGGAGGGCAGCGGGCACCCUUGCCCAGGCCGCUAAUUUCCUCAACAUGCUGCUGCAGGCCAACGACAUCCGCGAGUCCAGUGUGGAGGAAGAUGUAGAGUGGUACCAGGCACUGGUCCGCAGCGUGGCCGAGGGGGACCCAAGGGCGUACCGGGCUUUUCUGACCUUUGACCCUCCGCCAGGGGCCAGCCACCUGCCUCUGGCCCUACAGGCCACACGGAUGGGGGAGGAGACCCUCCUUCAGGACUUGUCUGGGAGCAGAGUUCAGGAGGAGAGCCCAACCAGGGCCCCGGACACCUCUGCCCUACAGAAGCGAGUGCUGACCAAUGACCUCGGGAGCCUCGGCAGCCCCAAGUGGCCACAGGGGGAUGGCUAUGUGGGGGACAUGAGGCAUGUGAAGCUCUCUCCUCCCUUCCUGGAGUGCCAGGAGGGCCGGCUCCGUCCUGGCUGGCUUGUCACACUUUCUGCCACCUUCUAUGGUCUCCAGCCAGACCUCAGCCCAGAGGUCAGGGGACAGGUGCAGAUGGACAUAGACCUUCAGAGCGUGGACAUCAAUCAGUGUGCCAGUGGGCCAGGCUGGUACUCCAACACACACCUGUGUGAUCUCAACAGCACCCAGUGUGUCCCCUUGGACAGUCAGGGCUUUGUCCUCGGCCACUACCUCUGCCGCUGCCGACCUGGCUUCUACGGGGCAAGCCGCUCCGGGGGGUUGGGAGAGAGUGCUGCCCAGCCUGCUGGGCAAUUCGGGGCCCCACAUGGCAGCUCCGGGAGGCUGCUGCAGUGCCAGCCGUGUGCCGAGGGCUGCACCAGCUGCAGGGAUGCUAGUCCGUGCCUGGUGGAGGAAGCCUCGGCACUGCGGGCAGCCGUGCUGGCCUGCCAGGCCUGCUGCAUGCUGGCCGUCUUCCUGAGCAUGCUGCUCUCCUACAGAUGCCGCCGGAGCAAGAGGAUCCGAACCUCUGGAGUUGUCCUGCUGGAAGCCAUCCUUUUUGGAUCCCUUCUGCUCUACUUCCCUGUCUUCAUUCUGUACUUCAAGCCCAGUGUAUUCCGCUGUAUCGCUCUCCGCUGGGUCCGAUUGCUGGGUUUUGCCACUGUCUACGGCACCAUUAUACUCAAGCUUUAUAGAGUUCUCCAGCUGUUUCUGUCUCGCUCGGCCCAGCGGGGCCCCCACCUCAGCAAUGGGCGGCUGCUGCAGCGGCUGGGGCUGCUCCUGCUGCUCGUUCUGGCCUUCCUGGUGGUGUGGACGGUGGGGGCCCUGGAAAGAGGCAGCCAUGCACCCCUGGUGGCCCGUGGCCACACUCCUGCGGGCCGCCACUUCUACCUCUGCCAUCACGACCGCUGGGACUACAUCAUGGUUGUGGCUGAGGUGCUGCUCCUAUGCUGGGGCAGCUUCUUGUGCUACGCCACCCGAGCCGUUCCCUCCGCCUUCCAUGAGCCACGCUACAUGAGCAUCGCCCUGCACAAUGAGCUGCUUCUCUCCUCUGCCUUCCACACGGCCAGGUUUCUGCUGGUUCCCUCCCUGCACCCAGACUGGACCCUGCUCCUCUUCUUCUUCCACACCCACAGCACCGUCACCACCACACUGGCUCUGAUCUUCAUUCCUAAGUUCCAGAAGCCGGGGGCUCCUCCCCGAGAAGAGAUGGUGGAUGAGGUGUAUGAGGACGAGCUGGACCUGCAGUGCUCAGGCUCCUACCUGGACAGCAGCAACGCCUCAGCCUGGAGCGACCGCAGCCUGGACGCCGGAGACAUCCGGGAUGAGCUGAAGAAGCUCUAUGCCCAGCUCGAGGUCCACAAGACCAAGGAAAUGGCUGCAAACAACCCGCACCUGCCCAAGAAGCGAGGCAGCUCGCGCCAGGGCCUGGGCCGCUCCUUCAUGAGGUACCUGGCCGAGUUCCCGGAGGCCCUGGCCCGCCAGCACUCCCGGGACUUGGGCUCCCCUGGCCUGGGCAGCCUGCCUGGCUCCUCGCGCCGCCGGCUCCUCAGCUCCAGCCUCCAGAACCCCGAGGGGACCCCGGCCCUGUGCAAGUCCCGCAGCACCUAUGACCACGAGCGCCAGGGUCACCGCCGGGAGCAGGACCCACCGCUCCUUGACUCGCUGCUACGCAGGAAGCUGGCCAAGAAGGCCUCGAGGGAAAGCAGGGAGAGUCGGGAGUCGGUGGAGGGGCCCCCUGCCCUGGGCUUCAGGUCCGCCAGCGCCCACAACCUGACGGUGUGCGAGAGGCUCCCCAGGGCCAGGCCCACGUCCCUGCAGAAGUCUCUCAGCGUGGUGGCGGGCUCCAGGGAAAAGGCCCUGCUCAAGGCCAGCCAGGCCUACCUGGAGGAGACCUAUCGGCAGGCCAAGGAGCGGGAGGAGAGGAAGAAGGCCGAGGCAGCAUUGGCGAGCCCAGUGAGGAGGCCGUCGGCCAGGAGGCUGGAGCGAGCUCGAGGGGCCCCCCUGUCAGCCCCACCAUCCCCGGCCAAGAGCCGCAGUGUGGACGGCUCCCACACGGCCGCCGCUGCCACAGGGAGGCUUCAGGAGGAGGCUGCCAGGAGGCUGCCUCACCCGCCCGUCCGGCACCAGGUCUCCACACCCAUCAUGACCCUGUCUGGAGCGGGCCUGGGAGAGCCAAGGAUGCUGUCUCCCACCUCCACCCUGGCUCCAGUUCUGAUGCCAGCUCCCGCCCCGGCCCCGGCCCCAGCCCCAGCCCCGGUCCCGGCCCCCCCCCAAAGCCCCAACUUACUCCCUUUCAUCUGCCCCUGGGAGAAUGCAGAACUGCCAGUCAAGAAAGGAAAUGUGGCUCAAGAAAGCCCCACAGGGCCAGAGCGGAGCAGCCUCUCCCCUUCCCCAGCUCGGGCCAAGCUCUGGAGAGCCCUCUCUGUUGCAGUUGAGAAAAGGAGCACAGGGGAGAAUGCGGGGAACACAGAGGAUGGACGCCUCCAAGGGGGAGCUGAUGAGGGCAAUGAGGACAAGUCUAAGGUCUUCUCUAAAUCCCACAGCCUCAAGACCCCCAUUCAGCAGGUUUCCGUGCACAGUCUAGGCCUGGCUAUCAAAGCUUUGACUCGUUCCCGGAGCACUCACAAAGAGAAGGAGAGCGGGGAAGGGAGUCCUGAGACAGAGGAGAAAGGCAGAGCUGCAGUGGAGGGCGAGGGUGUGGGGCCAUGCCCCAGGUCCCCCAGGCUAAGCCGGCCCAAGGCUGUGAGUAAGCAGGCCGCCCUUGCACCCUGUGAUGACGAGGAGUCCCUCCAGAACCAACAGAACGCUCACACCAGCAGAAUGCUUCAAGUCUGUCGCCGGGAGGGCAGCAGGGAACAAGAAGACAGAGGCAGGAGGACAUCCCACUGUCUAGGAGAGGGGAAAGGAGAGAGAGCAGGUAAAGCAGGGUCUGCUACACUGAGGCAAGCCAGUCAAGGCAUAGUUGGGGACAAAAGUGCUGAGGGAGCAAAAGAAGCCCCUUUUGUGUGGCGGGAACUGCCCAAAGCUGGCCUCCAGUCCCUGGGCGGAGCUGACCGCAGGAUGGCAGAGAUGUGCCCCAGGGAAGUCACCCAGUCAGAAGUGUGUCAGCCUGACCGUGGCUACAAGGCCCAGAUCUGCCCCUGGGAGGCGAGCGAAGGAGCCCCUGAGAAGGGGGCAUUACGACAAGAUCUCGAUGACUCCCAAGAGAGAGGGAGAGCCUCAGAAAAGUCAGAGCCCCAAAGUGUGGUGGUUUUUGCUCGGAAAAAGCCAGAGAGGCUGGUCAGGGGGCAGGAGGCCGUGUGUCCCUGGGAGGGCGCCGAUCCUGGGAGUCUGUCCUGCUGGUCAGUCUCUCAGGACUCUGACAGAACCAAGGGCAUGUCUGAGGCAGUGGGCAGGAAAGAGGCUGGAGAGGUGAAGAAGCAUCAGCAGGAGGGCACAGGCCCAGAAGUUUGUACAGCUGACACUGCCAAGGCAGAGCUCUGUCCCUGGGAGGCAUGUGAGGGAGGGAAUGGGAAACCAUUCCAGGAGGGCAUGAAGAAGCUUCCCCAGGAAAAGCAGGAAACCUCCAAGAAAGCAACCUUCUGGAAAGAACAGAAACUGAGUGGGAACUUGGAGUCUUUUUGUCCGUGGGAGAGGACAGAUUUCCGGGGCCCCUCAGCAGUCUCCACUCCGGCUCCAGGAGCCCCUGGAUGCUCCGGGAGUGUGGACAGUAGCAUCUCAGAAGUGUGUCCGUGGGAGGCAGGAGAUGCUCCUACCAGGAAAGCAGAGAUCUGUCCCUGGGAGCUAGGUGAUGAGGUAGUGGGGAAGGAAAUGCUGAGUCAGGGGACAGGGGGAAAUUUUCUCCAGGAAGAGGGGAAAGCCUCCAGACAGGUUUUUCCUGGAAAGCCUGGAGAGAUGGGAGAGAUGGGAGAACAGGCUGGGAAGGCAGUGCAGAAAAGGGAUCAACAGCAGGAGUCAGUGUGUCCCCAGGAGACCUCAAACCCUGGGCCCUCCCGCCCAUGUCUAGAUAAUUCCUCAACCAAAGCUGGUGGCCAAUUCCUUAGCAAGGGAGGAAGCAGAGCAACACAGGUAGGUCCCCGGGAAGAUCCCAGGCCACAGCCAAAGGAAGUAACACCUGCCAGGGCAGAACUCUGUCCCUGGGAGGUAGAUGAAAGAAUAAGGGACGACUGGACAUUGGACCAGACAGCAAAAGCAAGAGAAUCUCAAAAGGACAAGGAGAAAGUGCCUGGGAUGUCAGGGAUCAAAGAUGGCACAGCUGGGGAAGAGCCUGAGGGACAGAUCCAAAAGCAGGAAGCAGUCUGUCCUUGGGAGAAUGUGGACCCUGGCAGCUUCUCCCCACAAUCAGGCCCUCAAAAAGCAGAUGGACCCAGAGCCAGUUUCCACAUGUCAGGCAGUGUGGGAAGCAAAGCUGCAGAGAUCUGUCCAUGGGAUAUGGAGGACACUGUGUCUGCUGAGAAGGCUGAGGUCUGUCCCUGGGAGGUGGGUGCUGGAGCAGGGCAGGAAAGGGCUUUGGGAAUUGAGGCCUUUGGGAAAUUUCCAAAUGACACAGGAAAGGUUUCUGCACAUCCUGGACCCAGCAAGACAGCUGUUACUGCUCCAGAGAAGCCAGAGAGGCCAGCCUGGGAGCGGGAGGUGGCCUGUCCCUGGGAAAGCUUGGAUCCAGGCGGCUCCUCUUGGCAUUCGGACUCUCUGGGCACAGAGAGACCAAAAGUUGGAUUCCAGGAACUGGACCACGUGGGCUGCCGGGCAGCUGAGGUGUGUCCCUGGGAAGUGGAGGAGGCCCCUGCCAGUGAGAAAGCCAAGAUCUGUCCGUGGGAGGCGAAUGAAGGAGCUUCUGGGACAGGACUGGACCAAGAGAGGAGGAGUGACUUAGCAGGGCAGGGGGAGAAAACUCUAGAAAAGGAGAGACUCACCUCCCUGGGAGAAGACAUACCAAAAUGGGAGACAAAACAGAGUCAAGAGCAGGAAGCUGUUUGUCCUUGGGAGAAGGGCUUGAGGGAACCCUUGGUGGAGGGCCCUGAGGUCUCAGACUCAUCCGUCAGCAUGAGUCGUGAAGUGGCUGAGGGACAUUCCUUGGAAGUGAGGGAUGAGGCAGCAGAGAAAGAGCACCUGACACACGACCCAAAGACGGGCUCCCUCCCAGGACACAAAACCCCAGAAAGAGCUCCAUCUUCAAAAGUAGGAGAAUUCACUACUGACCAUGGGGGAAAAGCAAGCAAUGAGUUACACUCUGUCUGUCCCUGGGAAAGCAUGGCCCCCGCAGGCGCUGUCUCUCACCCUGACCAUCAGGGCCGUGACCAGCCUACAGCUGGCUCUCAGACACCGGCCAGCGUCGGGGGCAGGCUCACUGAGGUGUGCCUGCGGGAUGCUCCCGCCUUAGAUGCUCCUAAACCUGACAGCAGCACCAAAGCUGCCAUCUGCCCCUGGGAGGUGCCUGAAAGGGCCCCAGACGAAGGGACGGCAAGCCAGGAUGGAAAAGGGCCACCUCAAGAGGAGAAGGGGAGAGCCCCGGGAAGACCAGAGCCCAAAGCUGUGGCGGUUCAGGAGAAGCCAGAGAGGGCAGAUGGGAAACAGGAGGCGGUGUGUCCCUGGGAGAGUCAAGACUGUGGGGAGCUGUCUCCACAGCCAGCCCCGCGAGCUUCUGACAGGCGCAAAGGCAGUUCGGAGGCAGCAGGCAGUGUGGGGGCCAAGGUGGCAGCAGUGGGUCCGUGGGAAGCAGAAGCAGCUCCAUCUGCUAAAGAAGUGGAAAUCUGCCCUUGGGAGGUGAAUAAGGAAGCUGCAGAGAAAGGGGGACUGGGGCAAGAGGUGGACGGAAAGUCCCGAGGGCAGGGAGAAAUGUACCUUCAGAAGUCAGCCUCUGGAGGGACGGAAGAACACAUUUCCAAAGAAGCAGCAAAAGUCAGCCGAGAGCAGGAGACCGUGUGCCCCCAGGAAGGCAGAGGUUCGGGGACGCCCCGCCCCCAGCCAGAUGCUCCCAGCACUGGCCAUCCCACAUGCAGUCCCCAGGGAGCCAGCCGUGCAAGGAGCAGGAUGGCAGAGGUGUGUCAGUGGGAAGUCACAGAUCCAGAAGGGAAUAAGAUAAAGGGCAUCAUGGCAGAUGUCUGUGACUGGGAGGGAACUGGAGUGCCAUCUGAGGAAUCCGGCCUUCUGGCUUCAACAGCAACUCAGAAGGAAGUAUUUUUCCCCACAGACCCUGAGAACCCACCAUGCCUUUUAGUCCACAGUCCUCUGGGUAGCUUCCUUCCAGAAAGCAAAAGCGCCCGCCCUGAGGUGAGUAAGGCAGGCAGUACUUUUACUCCGGAAGGUGUCAGAGAACUCCAAGGAGCCUCAGGACGUGGGCUGAGGACGAGCUCAGCCCCAGAGCCGAGUCUCCAAGAAGCUGAGGUUCAGGAAUCUUCCUCCCUAACUGGAGACCAAGGAGAAGGGGCUUCUACAGCUCCACAGGAAGAACUCUCCCCGCCAAUGGUCUGUCCUUGGGACUGUGAGUAACAAUGCCAUCACGUGAAGUCGAAUAUCGGGCGGCUGGUUUUCAGAGGCCAAGGUCCUUUUCAAGUCCUACGUGUUCCCAAAGAGCCGAGUCAGAGACACUGGGCCACUUCCCUCUCCAACAAGGCCAGAAGUCAACUCAUUCUGAGACAAACUGUACAAGACCGGGUGGCUCAGACCCCAAGAGUCUCACCCCUUCUUCACUUCCUACUCUUGUUCCUGCUCCAGAGAACAAAGGCCAGACCCUCUGCUUCAGGGGAAUCCUCCCAUCCAAAGGACUCAACACGAUUUGUGUCUGGACACCCGCUUCUGCAGCCAGUGUCAGGGGUGAAAGAAGUCAGCAGGCCCAGCCCACGUUUUCUCAUAAGGAGACCCCCUUUCUUGACCAUUUUCUGAGAAGAAAUGAAACCAUGCAAGGCACUGGCAGUACUAGGGACUGAGGAAGGCUGUGAAGGUCACCAUAGGCAGCUUGAGAAGUCACUUAAUUCAAGUUCAAGCAUAAGUCUGGGGAAAAACUUAAAUGGCUCAAGAGGGGUCUGAAAUGCCUUAAGGACCUUGCCAUCUUGACUUUGGCUCUCCCCUUCUGCCGUAUUGAUCCUCAUGCCCACCCUGCUGGCUGCUGAUGGAGAGCUAAUCGGGCAAUCUUAGUUCCUUACCAACAUGUGGCUUCCAAAGCAACACCAGAGAUGGAGCGCACAGGAGGUAAGGCAGUGGCUCCAAGUCCUCCCAGGGGGAGCCCUCCCUUCCAGACACCCUCUCCAUCUGCUUGUGCCCCUUACUAGUUUUUUCAGAUGGUUUCUCCCCACUUCUGCCCCAUGUUUUGCAUCUCGAGUUCACCUCUCUGACUCGUUCUCCUCCCAGGCUUCCAGGGCUGUCAUCAAAGGGAACCUGCUCAGCUGUUGGUAUAACGGGAGCCAGGGGUUUCUGGUUCUGAUGUGAGUACCGCUCCAAAUCACUUGCUCAGUAACAAGAGGCCCGCAUCAGUUGCCUUUCCAAGAAGCAAGAAAGCAAGCAGGCCCUGUUUACGGCCGGCGCCAAGAACUGUCCUCAGAAAGAGUAACCCUACCAGGCAGGUUCGAGGUCUGAAGGUGGGGGAAAGGGCAUCAUAGAAACACAAAGCCUUUUUCUUAGUGAGCUCGGCUCUAUCCUCUCAAGUGAGUUCAGUUCAGGCUACCCUUGCUUAACUGGUCCUAGAGAAGAGUGCUGGAAUGAGAGGAUACUAUCAGAGGGAAGUGAGGAAGGAGAAAAGCACUGGUCAAAGCCCUGGCAUUGGCAGGGGUUAGGUGUGGGGGAGGAAACAGGUAGACUAGACAUGGCAGAGCUUGGCAGGGACCCUGAAGAUGACAGUAAGCCUGCCCUCUAACUGCGUGGACCCUGAUGCCAUUCACAGGGGAGAAGAAGACAAAACAAAGAGACCAAAUACCCAAUGGGGGGAAAAAAUGAGUCUGCAUAUACAUACUCUGGGCAGCUUCAAGACUUUGCCAGAAAAAGUAACAAAAUCCUCCAUUUCCAAAAACAAAGAAUGGAAAAAACCAGUCUUUCAGGGACCAGAUGCCCUUGUUCUCCUAUCUAGCCUCUCCCACUUACCUGGUCCCUUGCCCUGGGAUUUCAGAGCAGUAAUUAAAGCGUGCUGCUGCUCUGGGCUCUGGCUAGUUAACCUCCCCGCUUCUAAGCUGAUGAGAAGUUUGCUAACCACACAUCAGAACAAGUCCAUUGGGUCGGGUCUCGCUGGGAACAGAAAAGUUGUUCCUAUAACCCCUACUGAGAAAUAAA
Enhydra lutris kenyoni (northern sea otter) is the source of this 8973-nucleotide messenger RNA. RefSeq names its product G protein-coupled receptor 179 (gene GPR179). Gene Ontology annotation, cellular component: membrane. Gene Ontology annotation, molecular function: G protein-coupled receptor activity. Gene Ontology annotation, biological process: G protein-coupled receptor signaling pathway. Bases 1 to 7203 code for a protein of 2400 amino acids. Lineage: Eukaryota; Metazoa; Chordata; Mammalia; Carnivora; Mustelidae. The transcript has 12 exons. The record is from RefSeq and is a predicted model, not a curated record.